Grammomys surdaster is the source of this 5943-nucleotide messenger RNA. It is a transcript of the gene Kif16b, whose product is annotated as kinesin family member 16B. The transcript has 23 exons. Gene Ontology annotation, biological process: microtubule-based movement. NCBI's taxonomy places the organism in Eukaryota, Metazoa, Chordata, Mammalia, Rodentia, Muridae. Bases 61 to 5652 code for a protein of 1863 amino acids. Gene Ontology annotation, molecular function: ATP binding; microtubule motor activity; microtubule binding. The record is from RefSeq and is a predicted model, not a curated record.
GCCGGCGGCCGCGGGGCGCAGGCCUGGUGGAAGCCCCCGCGGGCCGGGCCGGGAUGAGCUAUGGCAUCGGUCAAGGUGGCCGUGAGAGUCCGGCCCAUGAAUCGCAGGGAAAAGGACCUGGAGGCCAAGUUCAUCAUUCAAAUGGAGAAAAGCAAAACGACAAUCACAAACUUAAAGAUACCAGAAGGAGGAACUGGAGAUUCAGGCAGAGAACGGACCAAGACCUUCACCUAUGACUUCUCUUUUUAUUCUGCUGACACAAAGAGUCCAGAUUAUGUUUCACAAGAAACGGUUUUCCAAACUCUGGGCACAGAUGUUGUAAGGUCCGCCUUUGAAGGCUAUAAUGCCUGUGUCUUUGCAUACGGGCAAACUGGAUCCGGAAAGUCGUACACUAUGAUGGGGAGUUCUGGUGAUUCUGGCUUAAUACCUCGGAUCUGUGAAGCUCUCUUCAGCCGGAUCAAUGAAACCACUAGAUGGGAUGAAGCUUCUUUCAGGACAGAAGUCAGCUACUUAGAAAUUUAUAAUGAACGUGUGAGAGACCUACUUAGGCGGAAGUCAUCUAAGACCUUCAAUUUAAGAGUCCGUGAGCAUCCCAAAGAAGGACCAUACGUUGAGGAUUUAUCGAAGCAUUUAGUCCAGAAUUACAGUGAUGUGGAAGAACUUAUGGACGCAGGAAAUAUCAACCGUACCACCGCAGCGACGGGGAUGAAUGACGUCAGUAGCAGAUCUCACGCCAUCUUCACCAUCAAGUUCACUCAGGCAAAAUUCGACGCUGAAAUGCCAUGUGAAACUGUGAGCAAGAUCCAUCUCGUCGAUCUUGCUGGAAGUGAGCGGGCAGAUGCCACUGGUGCCACUGGGGUCAGACUCAAGGAAGGGGGCAAUAUAAACAAGUCUCUUGUGACUCUGGGAAAUGUCAUUUCUGCCUUAGCUGAUUUAUCUCAGGAUGCAGCCAACCCUCUUGUGAAGAAGAAGCAAGUUUUUGUGCCUUACAGGGAUUCAGUUUUGACUUGGCUGUUGAAAGACAGCCUUGGAGGAAACUCUAAAACCAUCAUGAUUGCCACCAUUUCACCUGCUGAUGUCAAUUAUGGAGAAACCCUAAGUACCCUUCGCUAUGCAAAUAGAGCCAAAAACAUCAUCAACAAGCCUACCAUUAAUGAGGAUGCCAACGUCAGACUCAUCCGUGAGCUGCGAGCUGAAAUAGCCAGGCUGAAAACCCUGCUCGCUCAAGGGAAUCAGAUUGCCCUCUUGGACUCCCCUACAGCUUUAAGUAUGGAGGAAAAACUUCACCAGAAUGAAGCAAGAGUCCAAGAAUUGACCAAGGAAUGGACAAACAAGUGGAAUGAAACCCAGAAUAUAUUGAAAGAGCAAACCCUAGCCCUCAGGAAAGAGGGCAUUGGUGUGGUUCUGGACUCUGAACUGCCGCACCUGAUUGGCAUUGAUGAUGACCUUCUGAGUACCGGAAUCAUCUUGUAUCACUUGAAGGAAGGUCAGACUUUCGUUGGCAGAGAAGAUGCUUCAACAGAACAAGAUAUUGUCCUUCAUGGCCUUGACUUGGAGAGUGAACAUUGUGUCUUUGAGAAUGCCGGGGGAACAGUGACUCUGAUACCCCUGAGUGGGUCCCAGUGCUCUGUGAAUGGUGUUCAGAUUGUGGAUGCCACACAGCUAAAUCAAGGUGCUGUGAUACUCUUGGGAAGAACCAACAUGUUUCGCUUUAACCAUCCGAAAGAAGCCGCCAAGCUUAGGGAGAAGAGGAAGAGUGGCCUCCUGUCCUCCUUCAGCUUGUCUAUGACCGACCUCUCAAAGUCCUGUGAGAACCUGUCCGCAGUCAUGUUGUAUAACCCGGGACUUGAAUUUGAGAGACAACAGCGUGAAGAACUUGAAAAACUAGAAAGUAAAAGGAAACUCAUUGAAGAGAUGGAGGAAAAGCAGAAGUUGGACAAGGCUGAGCUGGAGCGAAUGCAGCAGGAGGUAGAGACCAGGCGCAAGGAAACAGAGAUGGUGCAGCAGCAGAUCCGCAAGCAGGAGGAAAGCCUCAAACGCCGUAGCUUCCACAUUGAAAACAAGCUCAAGGAUCUGCUGGCUGAGAAGGAAAGGUUUGAGGAAGAGAGGCUUCGGGAGCAGCAGGGACUUGAGCAGCAGAGGAAGCAGGAGGAAGAAAGCUUCCUCCUCAUGAGAGAAGAGCUUCGUAGGCUCCAAGAGCUCAACAGCCACGAGGAAGCUGAGAAGGUCCAGAUAUUCCAGGAGCUGGACCGUCUGCACAGAGAGCAAGAUGCCCAGAGUGCCAAGCUGCAGCUGGAGAAAAGGAGGCUGGAGGAGCAAGAGAAGGAGCAGGUGCUGCGGGUGGCACACCUGGAGGAGCAGCUUCGGAAGAGGCAGGACACUGUUCUGCUGCUGGGUCCUGGAGAGGCCCAGUGGGCCCAAGAGGAAAAGAGGGAACUGGAAGGCAUCCGGGAAGCGCUCUUGCAGGCUAAAGAGAUCAGAGCAGGAGGGGACCACACCUGCAGGGAUGAACUGGAAAGGGCUCAGCAAUACUUCUUAGAGUUCAAGAGAAGGCAGUUUGUUAAGCUAGCAACCCUGGAGAAAGACCUGAUCCAACAGAAAGACCUCCUAAGCAAAGAAGUUCAAGAAGAGAAAGAAGCCCUGGAGCAUGUAAAAUAUGAAGCAGGUGAGGAACCGAGCUUGUUGGCAACAGAUAAUUGCAACAUUCUCUGUGGGCCUUGGAAUCUAGACAAAAUAAAAACUGCAGAAUCCAGGCUACAGAGCAAAGAGCACCAGCUAUGGGACCUUCUGCAAAAUCGUUUGCCAUCUCUGCUGAAGGAAAAGCAGAGAGUGCAUGACAUCCUUGACAGUGGUGUCCUAGGCCUAGACAACACUCUCUACCAGGUAGAGAAAGAAAUGGAAGAAAAAGAAGAGCAGAUUACACAGUACCAGGCUAACGCUAGCCAGCUGCAACAGCUCCGGGCCACCUUCGAGUUCACAGCUAACGUGGCCAGACAGGAAGAGAAAGUGAGAAGAAAAGAAAAGGAAAUACUGGAGUCCCAGGAGAAGCAGCAAAGAGAAGCAUUGGAGCAGGCUGUGGCUAAGCUAGAACAGAGGCGCUCUGCCCUGCAGAGGCGUUCCACCUUGGACCUGGAGAUCCAGGAGCAGAGGCAGAAACUUGACUCUUUCCAUACCAGCGAGUGGUUAGGGCUGCAGGCCAGUAUGGAGGCCGAUGGAGAAGCACUUGAGAUGGACCCUGCAAGGUUAGAACAUGAAAUCCAUCAACUGAAGCAGAAGAUUUGUGAAGUAGAUGGUGUUCAGAGAUCUCAUCAUGGGACCUUAGAGGGGAAGGCUGUGCUCUCCAACUUGCCACCCAGUGGUGAAAACUCUCACCUGGCUCCUCUGGUGGAUGCCAGGAUCAGUGCUUACAUUGAGGAAGAAGUCCAGAGACGCCUGCAUGAUUUGCACAGGGCGAUAAGUGACGCCAGCAAUGCACCUGCUGAUGUGAUGAAGAGUAAUGAGGAACUUCACAAUGGCAGCACUCAGCGUAAGCUAAAAUAUGAGAAAGGGCAGCCUUGUUCUGCACGAUGUGUUAUCCCACUUCAGCCCAAAGAUGCUACUGACUCUCCCAGUGUCCUUAGAGAAGAGAGUGAGGUGUGUCCAAGCAGCCAGUGGAGCCAUCCAACGUCACGGAACACAUCAUUCUCCACAGCGUUCUCCAUGGCCUCCCAAGAGAGAAUGGUUCUGUCCUCAGGAACUGAGUUGCUGAAGAGUAUUGAUGACAAAUAUUGUAAACCUGAGAGUUCUGGCUACCUUGAACCAAACUGUGCUUGUUUUCAUGAAAUCGCUUCCGUUACUGAAAGGAACUCUAGAGAUGCACAGAAUUCUCAGGGUCAGUCAGAAGAUGGCAGUGGGUUCAUGACUCAUGAAGAGAAACAAAGCUGGGGAAUCGAGUCCAGCUGGACAUUGUUGCAACACAUGUCCCAGCAAGUGCCAGUAAACAGAGGAAGCCAGUACACUAUGCAAAACAGGGUGCUGUGCUUUGUUCUCUCCGAAAGCAUUUCUCAAAGGGAGCAUCCCACUGGCAGCUCUCCUCAGAGCUUAUCAGCUUCCACAUUGAGUUGUGAGCAACAAAAUGAAAAAGACUCCGAUGCUAAAAACAAUAGUGUUCUAGCUCCCCUAGUCAAUAUUGGGACAGAAACAAAGAAGCGACUUGAGUAUUUUUACCACAAAUUCUCAGACCUGUAUAAAGACACUAGUGACCACGUGAUACAGGCUGGGACAAAAGUAAUGAGCCAAGCCAAGCAUGUUGGAAGUAUGUGUGACCCAGGUGGGCUGGCCUCCCAUGUGACAACCUUCAUCAGAGGCCUGCCGUUACUGGAGCAUUUAUCCCAGAACCUGCCCUUGAGGUCAUUCAUGGUGCCAUCAGGUCCUCCUCUUCUUCAUGAAACUCGGAUCGGCAGCUUUAAUAGUGAAUAUGGAGGAAGCCCAAGGUCAGCCAAGAGCACAGCACCUCAUAGGAACUUGGCCUUCACAUCUACAGACUCACCAAAUUUCUGGCUAAAUUCAGUUUUCCGUCUUCACUAUGAAGAUGCUGGGAAGAUCAUUGCAUUUAAGCAGACCCUUGUAUCUUUCCCAGAACAAAUGUUGAGGCUUCAAGAAUACCCUCUCACAGCCUUCCUUGAGCACAUGACUUGUUCUUUGCCAGAGCCAGUGGACAUAGUGAAGGCUGUCAAAGGCAUUUACUGGCUUGCAGUUGCUAACUGCUGUAAACCUGAUCCCCAAGCUGCAUGCUUGCUCCUGCUGCCUUCAACUCUGUAUGCUCUGGUACUGGUAGAUAAUUGCCCAAGCUCCAUGAGCAUCUUUCAUGUUCUCCCCCUCACUGCACUUCAGGAAAUUCAGGUUGGCUUUGGUGGGCAGAGCAUUCGAUUCCUGGGCUCUACACAGGACCUCUUGCUUACUGUUCUCACUUACAACAAGAGCCUCACUCAGCAGCUCUGCCAGGACCUCCUGGGUGUGCUAAUAGCUAGAUCUGAAGCUGCUGCCUACACAGAUCAUCCUUUACUCCGUCAGGAUCUGGUUCAGCUUUCUCUUGAUUUGAAAGCAGAAAUCCCUGUUUUAGCUUUGGCAAAUGGAGUUCACUUUUCUUCCAAUUUCCAGACAACUUUGGUAGACAUGGUCUAUUUUCUUCAUGGAAAUAUGGAAGCCAGUGUCCCUUCUCUGGCAGAAGUUCAGCUACUGCUCUAUACCACAGUCAGAUUGGACAGUGAGGCGGGUUGUGCCCCCUGCCGAUCAUUCAUCCUUCUAAACACCCACAUGGCACUCCUGAGGGAGGAUCACGUGUUUUACCCCCACACUGGCUCUCUAAACACACUUCCCCCACAUGGGCGAUUUGAUGUGAUCAAGUGCCAAGCUCUGAGUGAAUUCAGAUGUGUCAUAGUUCCAGAGAAGGACAAAGUGUCAAAGGUAGAGCUGGUCUUCCUAAGGAAACAUGGGUUUGCCUUGAACAGAGGAAGUGGUCUAUCUGAGCCGAGUCAAGUUGCCUCAAACACCCAGACUGUCUCUCCAUUGUGUCUUGAGGAUGGACAGGAUCAGGCACUUGACAUCUGGAAGCUCACUUUCAAUUCUCAGGAUGAGGCUCUUUGGCUAAUCUCAUACUUAACAAGACUCUAGGAAAGAGACUUCUAGAGAUACGAAGCAGUUUAUUUUAGACCUUCAAUAAAAUGAACAUUAUGAAAACAGUCAAGAAAAUAUGAAUAUCUCAGUGUACUUAAUUGAAUGGGAAAAAGCAGGACUCUGAAAUUGAAAGUGUAAAUAUUUUGAAUAAAGCAAAGUGAAAAUAGCUGAUAGCAGAGAACUGGAAAAAUAUCUUUAUUGCCACCUGCUUCAUUGUCUCAAAACUCAGAUUGUAAAUUUGGAUCUACCCAAUUACCAGUGCAGUGAUUAAAGCAUUCUGACAGCUUG